AUGGCCUUUUCUAGUAGACUCACUGCCUUCCUAUCACUCGCCCCGUCAAUUGUGACACCGGCACUCAACUGUCGGCCAGAGGGACCAGAUGUGCCCAAACCGACAUGUCUCACAGAGUCUCCUAUCUUCCAAACGGCCGCCUCCAAUCUAACAAAAGCUCUUGACGCUGCUGUUUCUGGGUCAAUUGAAGCUGGCUGGGCCAUGGAGAAUUCCUCAUUUUCGCUAGCCGUCAUCAGCCAUGAUCAAGAAAACGCCGGCGUUCCAAUCUGGGCAUACCACCACCUUUCGCCAGAAAACACUCGAGGAACAAAAAGCCUAGACCGAAACUCACAGUACCUCAUUGGCUCCAUCUCAAAAGUUACGACUGUUUACAUCCUUCUCAAAAGCGGUAUUGACCUGGAUGCUCCCGUCACCGAGUUUCUUCCCACACUCGACGACCCAAAUUCGACCAUCCCGUGGCAGAAUAUCACCCUGCGAAUGCUGGCCUCGCAUCUUGGCGAGGCCCCAGUGAAUUUCAAGUCUCACAAAGUCCCAGACGUCUAUCUGGCGCAUGGGCUUCCGCCUAUGAAGGACAGUGAUUUCCCGCCCUGUGGUGUUGCGAAACUCAACAAAGAAUGUUCUGACCAACAGGCCCUCGCCGGAAUGACCAAGUUGUAUCCCGUCGCCCCUCCCAUGAAGCGUCCUGAAUACUCCAACACUGGGUUCGCCAACGUCGGAUCGGCCUUCGAGAAGUUCACUGGGAAGAAUUACACGCAACUUGUUCAAGAGAUCUUUUCCGAUCCACUGAACCUCCAAGACACGUUUCCCUCGCCAGUGGGUGAUGAGAAGGGUGUUAUUCCCCCUGGUGACACUGGAGGGUUAGUAUCCUCAGUGGCAGACAUGUCAAAAUUUGCCCACGCCCUCCUAUCACGAACCCUGGAUUUAACUACAACUGAGAUCGAAGCAUGGCUCAAGCCAGCCUCAUUCGCGGGCGGUCCCAACUCCAUGACCGGGAUGCCCUGGGAGAUCCUUCGCCUUUCGGACCUUACCCCUGACCAUGUACAUCCCGUGGCCGUUUGUGGGAAGAAUGGUGCUACGGCCGCAUAUCGAAGCCAACUGAGCUUCGUGGACGACUAUAGAAUUGCCAUCGUGGUUUUGACGGCUGGGCCGAUGCAAGCUGCGCCGCUUCUCGUAGAUGUGAUAUUGUCGACCUUUGUCUCUGUUGUUGAUAAGGUAUCACGAUAUCAAGCGAAAAAUUACGAACGGGACUUCACCUCCCACGAAAAGACUCAUGCCCCAAUCAAGGCCACUCUGUCUCAAGACGGAGAUUCCCUCGUACUAUCCUCCCUCCACCGCAACGGAAUUGAUCUAGUCUCCGGCCUAAUGGACGUCUGGUGCACGAUCAUGGGCGACUUUAUCCCUGAAAUCCUCCUUCCCAUAUAG
This is a messenger RNA of Ilyonectria robusta, 1422 nucleotides long. RefSeq names its product beta-lactamase/transpeptidase-like protein. The record is from RefSeq and is a predicted model, not a curated record. Bases 1 to 1422 code for a protein of 473 amino acids. The transcript is spliced from 4 exons. NCBI's taxonomy places the organism in Eukaryota, Fungi, Ascomycota, Sordariomycetes, Hypocreales, Nectriaceae.